CCAAGUUCUUGAGAUUAUUGAAGUCCUACGCUAACGCGCAAAACAGGGCUGGAUGAGUAAGGAGAGAGCCGAACAUCUGUCCCACCCGCAUACCUCCACAGGGAACAUAAUCCGGAUCCGCGAGUGGUUGCUCUGAUCCACCGGCAGCCGGGCACAUCCGCUGUCGCCUUCUUCCAGUUUCCAAUACCGGGCUAGGGUAGCCAUGACAAAAGAGGGGUUCCUGGCCACCUAGCGGAAUUGUUUCGGCAGGGUUAGAUGGGGAAAGAUUCCAAGCGAUUGCGCCUCCAGACCACCGGGGAGAGCCGAUGCAUGUCUUACUGUGAAUAGAUUGUCUCACCGGAGCGCCAUAAUCUGCGCACAGUGCAGCGUCUCGCCCGCAGGCCCAGCAUCAUGGCGUCGGCAUCCGGCAUCAACAAUGGCACCACCAACGGCACCAAGCUCGUGGUAGUCGUGGGGGCAACCGGCAACCAGGGCGGCUCGGUGGCCCGGCGCUUUCUCCAGGACCCUCGCUAUGCCGUCCGCGGCCUGACCCGCGACCAGUCCUCGGCGGCAGCACAGGAGCUGGCUAUGCUCGGAGUCGAGACGGUCCGGGCGGAUCUCGACGACGUCGAGUCCCUCAAGGCGGCGUUUGCCGGCGCCAAUGUGAUCUUCAGCGUCACCAACUAUUGGGAACCCUUCUUCCGGCCAGACUGCCGCGCCAAGGCGCAGGAACUCGGCAUCAGCUGCCGCAAGUAUGCCUACGACAUCGAGUAUCAGCAGGGAAAAAACAUUGUCGAUGCUGCGGCGACAGUAGUUGACUCGCUCGACGACAACGGUUUCCUGGUUUCGACGCUGAGCCAAGCGGCCAAGUGCAGCAACGGCAGGUUCAAGGACCUGUACCACUACGACGCAAAGGCCGAUAUCUUUCCCGAUUAUGUGGCGGCGACGCACCCCAGGCUGGCGGCCAAGAUGUCCUGCAUCCAGACGGGCUUUUUCACGACGAGCCACAAGAUUCUGCCCGAUUCCUACUUUAGGAAGCUGGAUGACGGCACAUUCGAAAUGCGCUUCCCUUGCCGCCCAGACAAGCCCAUCCCGCACCUCGACGUCAACGCCGACACGGGUAACUUCGUCUACGCAGUGCAUCAGAGGCCGCCCGGCAAGCACUACAUGGCCGGCGAGUACCUCAGCUGGGCCGAAUUCGCGAAGACGUGGGCCAGAAUCACAGGCGCUUCGAUUCGCUAUAAGGAGGUCAGCUUUGACGACAUGGUGAAUGAGGUGGGCGACCGGGAUCUCGGUGUGGAAGUGGCCUUGAUGUUCCUCUACAGCUCCGACCCGGGCUACGACGGGGGUAUGGACCUGCUCAAGGCCGAGGACCUGCGCAAGGCGGGCAUUGACUGCCCUAUGCUUACCGUCGAGGAGUCACUGGCCCGACAGGAGUGGACUGCGGUGAUAAACAAGGGGACUGCGCGGUGAUGAUUUCGACUUGUGUGUGUAUUAUCAGCGUCAGCUAAGAGGUAGGUAUAGAA
This is a messenger RNA of Parathielavia appendiculata, 1505 nucleotides long. RefSeq names its product NAD(P)-binding protein. The record is from RefSeq and is a predicted model, not a curated record. The transcript is spliced from 3 exons. The coding region runs from base 391 to 1452 and encodes 353 amino acids. NCBI's taxonomy places the organism in Eukaryota, Fungi, Ascomycota, Sordariomycetes, Sordariales, Chaetomiaceae. Gene Ontology annotation, cellular component: nucleus.